Molecule: messenger RNA, 1637 nt
Organism: Oenanthe melanoleuca
Lineage: Eukaryota; Metazoa; Chordata; Aves; Passeriformes; Muscicapidae
Gene: TMEM41A
Product: transmembrane protein 41A
Exons: 5
Coding region: 105-878 (257 amino acids)
Source: RefSeq, a predicted model, not a curated record
CGCACCGGCUCGGGGCGCUGAGGGCGGCAGGGCCGGGCCGCGCCGGGAGCGGCCGGUUCGCUCCGCUCGGGUCGGUCCGGCGGCGGUAGCGGCCCCGAGCCGGGAUGUGGCGGCGCCCGGCUGGGCUUCUGCUGGUCUUCGCGGCCGCUACGGCCGCGCUGUGGCUGCUGUCGGUGCGGCUGAGCGCGGGGCAGACGCGCAGGGCGCUGCGGUUCCCGGCGGACCUGGAGGAGCUGCGGGAUCUGGCCGAGGCGCUGCGGGACUACGAGCGGCAGCACCGGGGCGCGGCGCUGGCCCUGUUCUGCGGCGCGUACCUGUACAAGCAGAGUUUCGCCAUCCCCGGCUCCAGCCUCCUGAAUGUCCUGGCUGGAGCACUCUUUGGGCCAUGGAUGGGGCUGGUGCUGUGCUCCGUGCUCACGUCUGUGGGAGCCACCCUCUGCUACUUGCUCUCUGCAGCUUUUGGCAAGCAGCUCAUUGUCCACUUCUUCCCUGAGAAGGUGGCUCUGCUGCAAGGGAAGGUAGAAGAGAACAGGAGCUGCUUAUUUUUCUUCCUGUUGUUCCUGAGGCUGUUCCCCAUGACACCAAACUGGUUUCUGAACCUCUCGGCUCCCAUUUUAAACAUCCCCAUCUCCCAGUUCUUUCUCUCCGUGCUCAUUGGCCUUACACCAUAUAAUUUCAUCUGUGUGCAGACAGGGGCCAUUCUGUCCCAAAUCACCUCUCUGGAUGCCAUCUUCUCCUGGGACACACUGCUCAAGCUGCUGGCCAUGGCUGUGGCAGCGCUGAUUCCAGGGACCCUCAUCAAGAGAUACAGCAAGAAACACCUGAAGCUGGAUGGGGACAAGCAAGCUCAGACACUCAAUGGCAGAAAGAGCUUGUGAUGGCUUAGGUGCCCCAGUUUUGGGGUAAAAGCUGCAGGACUCUGUUCCCAGGGGUUAUAUUCUGCAUGCUCUGUGUCACCAAGGACAGUGGCAAUUUUUAAUCGUCCUUCUCAUCUCAGAGGAGGUGUCUGUUCUUAUUUUAAUGAAUGUUUAUCUGUGCAUGUACCUGCACGGAGAGAGGGAUACAGGGGCUUUGUGAACACUCACUUAAUGUGCCUGUUUCGUUUAUAUCAGUCUCCUGUGUGCCUGAGGCUUUGGGGAAUAAAAGGAGGAGUAUUGGCAUCCUGUGAGGAAGGCAAACCAGCAGCCAGCUGUGGAUCACUGGCCAAGCACAACCCUGUGGGCAGUAGGCAGGCCCUGCUCCUUCCAACUCCAGACAGAUUUAAUAUUUUUGGCCUAAAAUGAUGAGCUACGUGCUCCAGUGCAGCUGUACAAGCACCAAGUUAAGAAAACAAUGUUUUUCAGGGUGCAGCUAUAGAAGAUUCUUUUUUGAUUCCCAUGUUAAACCAGCACCCCCUGCAGCAAAAUGCUUGGGAUUUGAGCUGCCUGAAUCAGUCAUGUCAGAAGACUUGAGAUUGCUUCUCUGGUCUGCCAGUGGCUGCUACUCCACAUAAAGACUAAAGGGGAAAAGAAUGGGAAUGGAUGUGCCUGACUGACAGAGAUUUGUCCUUGAAAAACACCUUGACACCCACACAAUUGCUCCUGUGUAACUAGGAGGAUUCCAAAUAAAGAGAUGGGCUCUGUCCCAGUUGUGGAGAA